This is a messenger RNA of Pseudozyma flocculosa PF-1, 1596 nucleotides long. RefSeq lists its product as uncharacterized. NCBI's taxonomy places the organism in Eukaryota, Fungi, Basidiomycota, Ustilaginomycetes, Ustilaginales, Ustilaginaceae. The record is from RefSeq and is a predicted model, not a curated record. The transcript is spliced from 2 exons. Gene Ontology annotation, cellular component: kinetochore. Bases 1 to 1596 code for a protein of 531 amino acids.
AUGGCGAGCAAGCCGCGCUUCGAUCCGAGGUCGAUCCUCGACGACCUCCAGGCUCCUUCCGACCCGGCAUCCCAGCAACAUGCCACCAAGGACAGCGGCGAGCAAGAGGACGACGACGAGGACGACUUCAUGUCCGACAAGUUCCUCGUAGCCUCUACCUCCGUUACACCCGCAGAGACGUACUCCGAGAGGCGAAGGAAACAUCUGGCACGCGCCUCUGAUCGGUCUCGGCCCAGCGCAUCCUCGACGCGCAAGAGCCUCAGGGAACGCGAGGAGGAAGCUAGGAGGGAAGGUCUGGACAGAGACCUGCUCGCCGAGGCCGAGAUCGUAGCUGGCGCAGGGGAAGACGCACUUCCGCCCCUCGACAGGCAUGGACGGAGGAUGUGGGAGACGCUCGAUGCUGAGGGCAGCGGACCCUUCGAAAACAUGACCGAGGACGGCCUUCCGAGCGCAGGCAAGGGCAGGAGCGCAGCGAUGAAGAUGAUGCUGGCUAUGGGCUACAAGAGGGGUAUGGCUCUGGGGAGACAAGCAGCGGAUGAAGACACACUCGAGGAGCAUGAGGAGCAAGAAGAGGACGAGGACGAGGACGAGGACGAGGAGGACGGCGAGAGCCAGGCCGACGCAGCUGCAGGAGCGGAGGGCGAUAUGCUGCAUGCCAGACGAGGCGCCGAUAGCAUGUCAGACGGCGAUGACGAAGAUGCAGAGGAAAUGGCGAAGCACAAGGCACAGGAUGACCAGGCACAAGACGACGACUAUCUCUCUGGCGGUGUCUCGACAACGAGGAUGGGCGCUUCGAUCGCGGGUGCCGGGACCGGUCUGGCAUCUGCAUCUUCACCGCAGCACGUGUCGGCGCCACAGAGCAAGCGCAUCAAGGUCGCGGAAACCAGCAGCGCGGCGCUCACAGAGCCGCUUCGUAUCGACGACCGCUGGUUGUCAGCCAGGACACGGCAUGGCAUCGGCAUGGUGCCGCGGGCAUCGCUGUCGACAGCCCAAGCCCCCUCGUCGGUCUCUUCGGCCAUCGCAGCCGCCGCUUCUGCUUCGUCCGCCGCCGCCGCCUCGGAUGCGAUGCCUUCCGCCGAGCAGCAGAUGGAGGACUUCCGCUCCCGCGUCUCGAUCGAGCAUCGACAGCGCCACAUCGAGGGCCUCCUCUCGCGCUCCCGCAAGACGCUGCAGGAGCUCGACCGCGCCCACGGCGUGCUGUACAACCCCAUCUGGCUCGACGCCAACCUCUGGGCGAUCCUUACAGGCCGCAGCGACGUCAGCAUGGCGCCAGGACAGCUCACAGAAAGAAUCGAAAGGGAUCCGGCAACACGGGAAGCCGUCGAGCUGCUCGAGUUCGCUUUCGGCGGUGAAGCCGAUCUGGCCGAGCUCGAGAGGGAGGGCCAAGAGGUCGAGCCGGAGGUCAAGGCGAAGGCGAGCGCGAGAAAAGAGGAGGCGCAGGCAUUUUGCAUGCUUGAUGCGAAGACGAGACUCGAGCUGACGCUUUCAAGGCUGCGGGACGAGCACCUCUAUUGCCUCUUUUGCGGAUGUCGCUAUGAAACCCGGGGGGAUCUCGAGCAGCUAUGUCCGGGAACGGAGGAAGACGAUCACGACUAG